AUGGCGGACAAGAAGAAGAGAAACGCCGAUGUGCUCCUGGCACGAAAACUUUUGGGGUGCGCAAGUUUCCUCAACCUGCGCCUCUGGACCGAAGACAGCUACCACAUGGGGUUGCCACUAGGGGUUGCCACCACGUGGCAGGCUCGAGAAGUCGAACUCCACAUCCACAAGAUUCUAAACCCGGUCUCUGACCACCAUGAUCUCUACAAGCAGGGCGAGAUUGCAGAUGGCGCCGCUGACUCCGACGCCGCCUUCUGGCCAGACUUCAUGAAGCUCGCUCCCAAACUGUGUCGAUUCGCCAUCACCCCGACCUUGCGAAGCAUAAUCAUGGCCAAUUUUCCCACGCUAUGUUCGACAUCCGCCGCGCCACGUCCCACUUCACCAUUGCUUGCAAGGCCCGAAUGGGGGAGAUUUCGGACAAGUAGCACACUCCUCAUCGAGAGCGUCACUCACCGCUACGUCAACUUGCAAGUUCACUUGAACGACACCACCAAAAGAGGUGGCAAGAAUAGCAAGGGCGGGUCAAACAAGGACUACCUAGGCCAGUUCGGGUUCAAAGCCCCGGACAGCAUCGCGGGUGUUUUAAUCAGCCAAACUCGGGCUGCAAAGGUCAACCUCGCAGCUUAUGAAACGACUAUCGCAGCCGCCUUUAUGAAGUCCUUCGAGACGACGAUGAAGCAGGCUGCAACUACCGAAGGUCAGAAAAAAGCCAAGGUGGUUUUGAUUUGGAACACACACGUGGGUCUUUACAACUAUUAA
This is a messenger RNA of Anthostomella pinea, 759 nucleotides long. Lineage: Eukaryota; Fungi; Ascomycota; Sordariomycetes; Xylariales; Xylariaceae. The record is from the annotation of a GenBank genome assembly.